This is a messenger RNA of Helianthus annuus (common sunflower), 2222 nucleotides long. RefSeq names its product rab escort protein 1. The transcript has 10 exons. Bases 431 to 2077 code for a protein of 548 amino acids. Lineage: Eukaryota; Viridiplantae; Streptophyta; Magnoliopsida; Asterales; Asteraceae. Gene Ontology annotation, biological process: protein geranylgeranylation; intracellular protein transport; small GTPase-mediated signal transduction. The record is from RefSeq and is a predicted model, not a curated record. Gene Ontology annotation, molecular function: GDP-dissociation inhibitor activity. Gene Ontology annotation, cellular component: cytosol; cytoplasm; Rab-protein geranylgeranyltransferase complex.
AGGGGGCAGACAAAAAAAAGAACAUACGCUGCUGCUACUGCUGCUGCUCUAAUCGAACAGAACAGAACACGCAGAAGUCAGAACAGAAGAACACGCAGGUCGCAGGCUGUUUUUCGACUUGGAGGAGACGAGGAUAACCGGCUGGGCUGCUCUAAUCGACUAAUCGAUUUGUUUUUUUUUUUAGGUUUAAAUUAGGGCUUCAAUUUAUGUGAUUUAGGUUGAAAUUAGGGGUGAAAUUGGUCCAGGAGAACCUGUCACCGAGUCCAUAAUUGAAGAAUUCAAAAAUCUUAAAGGAAGACGAGCAGAACUAUACACUUCAAUCCAGGAGAACCGGCCACAGGUUCACUCAAAGAAGUUUCAAGUUUGACCUGAUUUUGACUCUAACCACAAAGCAAGAAACCGGUGAUAGCAACCGAUCAAACAGUCCAUCAUGGCGGAGACAGAACCCUACCCUCCGAUCGAUCCAACAAACUUCGACCUCAUCGUCAUCGGCACCGGUCUGCCGGAAUCCAUAAUCGCCGCUGCCGCCUCCACCGCCGGCAAAUCCGUCCUCCACCUCGACCCUAACCCCCACUACGGCUCCCACUACUCCUCCCUCUCUCUCCUCGACCUCACCUCCUUCCUCAACUCCCAAACCCUAAAUCCCCAAAAUUCCGGCACCGAAGACGCACCAGAUCACACCACCGCUGUCAACGUCAUCACUCGCACUAUCUAUUCCGAUAUCGAGAUCAGCUGUUACGAUGAUUCGGUUACCGAACAUUCUAGAAAGUUGAAUUUGGAUGUUGCAGGACCUAGGGUUUUGUUUUGUGCUGAUGCUGCUGUUGAUUUGUUGUUGAAAUCGAGUGCUAAUCAGUAUGUUGAGUUUAAGAAUAUAGAUGCGAGUUAUGUGUGUGAUGGAAAUGGUGAGUUAGUGAGUGUGCCGGAUUCGAAGAGUGCGGUUUUUAAGGAUAGGACGUUGAAGUACAGUGAGAAGAAUCAGUUGAAUAGUUUUUUUAAGCUUGUGCAGGGGCAUUUGGAAGCUGUUAGGGCUGGGGAUAGUGGUGGUGAUGAUGGGAGGAUCGUUUCGGAUGAGGAUUUGGAUAGUCCGUUUGGUGUGUUUUUGGAGAAGAUGAAGUUGCCUCCGAAGAUUAAAUCGAUAAUUCUUUAUGCCAUAGCCAUGGUUGAUUAUGAUCAAGAUGCUGGAGAAUCAUGUAAAGACGUUCUCAGCACUAGAGAUGGGAUAGCUCGUUUAGCACUAUACCACUCUUCUGUUGGAAGGUUUCCUAAUGCACUUGGUGCAUUGAUCUAUCCCCUAUAUGGCCAAGGAGAAUUGCCACAAGCCUUUUGCCGCCGUGCUGCCGUCAAAGGGUGCCUCUAUGUUUUGCGGAUGCCAGUGAUAUCUUUUCUUUUGAACAAGGAUAGUGGGGAUUAUAAAGGUGUCAAAUUAAUUUCCGGGCAGGAAAUAACCAGCAAUAAGCUGGUAGUGGAUCCAUCAUUUAUCCUGACCUCUUCACCUUCAGAAUCAGUACAUGAUGUUUCAAAAGUCUUCGAUGCCGGAGGAGUCGGUGGCAAGUUGGCCCGGUGUAUAUGCAUAACAAAAGGCUCUAUAAAACCAGACACAUCCAGCUGUCUAGUCAUAUAUCCUCCUAGAUCCUUGUACCCUGAUCAGGCUACAUCGAUCCGAGUGCUCCAGCUUGGUAGCAGUUUGGGUGUUUGCCCCUCUGGCAUGUUUGUUUUUUACGUUUCAGCUGUAUGUGAUAACGCCCUUGAAGGAAAAAAAGCUCUGCAUGCAGUUAUUGACAGUCUUUUCUCGGUACACACCUCGGGUACGGCUGAAAGCAGUUCCACUGAUCAAAUUGAGAGUACGGAAGUGAAACCCACUUUGCUUUGGAGUGCAUUGUAUAUGCAAGAUGUCAUCGAGGGUUCGAUGGGACCUGUGGUUAUGACCCCAACUCCAGAUGGAAAUCUGAACUACAAUGGUCUUCUGCAUACGACUUCAAAGCUGUUUCGGAAGCUGUACCCUGAUGAUGAAUUCUUCCCAGAAACAAGCAACAUAGAAACUUCUGAAAAGCUAGAAGACGAUAGUGAACUGGCAUAGAAUCGUAGUGAUGAUAAUAGUAGCAAACGGCACGAACAAAGGAAUUUUUUGUUUUUGUUUUAUAUUUGUAAACAAUUUUAUAUGUUGUAUUCUAUCAGUCAUUAACUUAACCCCCUGCUGUGGUUGGAAAUGUUUUUUGUUGGUA